Ictalurus punctatus (channel catfish) is the source of this 963-nucleotide messenger RNA. Its product is annotated as membrane-spanning 4-domains subfamily A member 4A. The record is from RefSeq and is a predicted model, not a curated record. Bases 125 to 832 code for a protein of 235 amino acids. The transcript has 9 exons. NCBI's taxonomy places the organism in Eukaryota, Metazoa, Chordata, Actinopteri, Siluriformes, Ictaluridae. Gene Ontology annotation, cellular component: membrane.
CCAAAGCCAUAAACCUAUAAACUCUAUAGAUAAAACGCUCUGCAUGUGAACCGAGACUCAGACCACAAGGUGACACGGUGCUGUCUGAGCGGAGACGAAGUUCAAAUCUGGAUUAAAUACACAAAUGGCUCUUACUGGACAAACCCUCCCACCUGGACAAAAUAUGGUUAACACGUCCCCACCGCCAAUUGUUCGGUUCCUGAAAGCUGAGCCGAAAGCACUCGGGACCGUCCAAAUAAUGAUCGGACUGAUAACUUUACUGUUUGGGAUUGUGUUGGCGUCUGAUUUUUCAGUUGCCCUAGCCUCUGUUUUAACCGGAAAUCUUUACUGGGCCUCAAUAGUCUACAUCAUCGCUGGCUCUCUGUCUGUUGCAGCAGAAACCAAACUUCAUCCUUGUGUGGUGCAGGGCUCGCUGGGAAUGAAUGUGGUCAGUGCCGUAUUUUCAGCAGUAGGCAUCGGUGUACUGAUAACAGACUUUUUCUUAUAUCAUAACUGCUACACUAGUGAAUGUUACAGUUUUCAGGCACGGACUAAAGCGAUCAGUGGAGUGCUGCUGGUUUUUGCUGUUCUUCAGUUCAUCAUCUCCAUUUCUAUCUCAGUGUUUGCCUGUAAAGCCACCUGCUGCUCUGAAACCAUGGUGCCUUUUGUAACGUAUGGGAACCAAACUGUCACUGGCAACCCACAGGUGCCUGUUGCAACCUUUGCCAACCAGGCAGUCAGAGGUAAUGCACAGAAUUUGGUGUACAUCCCACAAGCCCAGGUGAACAUGAACAACCCGGUACAACAAAACCACCCGGUGCAACAAAACAUCCAUGAUUGGCCCGGUAGAUAACUAUUAAGUUAUCAAAACAAGCAAAAAAGUUAUUUUAAUUCGACCACACACUAGUUUCUAUACACAAUAUAUCAUGUCAUAACUAGUGUGAUGGUUAAGGUUUGAAAUAAAUAAAAACAUUUACAAAUAAA